AUGCUUCUGUUGACAAAGCGUAAGCGUGGCCAAACAAUAGCCGAGUUCCUUCUGGCAUAUGUAUUCUUGGCUCUCCUGAUUGGUAUGCGAUUCCUUCUCGAGCGCAGCUAUUAUCCUGCUCGACAAAUAGCAGCAUUCCGUCCACAUGAUCCCAUGCUGAGUAACAGUACAACUGCAAAUACGACUUAUUAUUAUCCCAACAAUACGUGCACACAGCAAAUUGUGCAAACUGCAGUAAACAGUCUAUCACAGAAUGUACCCGGCUUUCCUACUAACAUUCAAGUUUUGUCCACGCCCGUCUUAUCAUCUUAUUCAAGUUCAACAUUGGAAUCGAUUUUUGCCUUUAUUUAUUUUACUAAUAUCGAUUCCGCAUGUAGCAGUGCUUCUUCGAUGCCCGAUCAAGUUCAAUAUACAUUACGAAUGCAAGAAAAUGGCCUGACAUAUUAUCAAGCUCAACAGGUUAAACUUGCUGCAAGUGAUUAUUUAUGGAAGCGAUCACCAGAAGAUUAUUGUCAAGACAACAAAACAAUACUGAAUUACACAACACAAUUUUUGGGUGUUCAAUAUUUUGUUGAUCUAUCAAUUAUUGAAUAUGUAACGAAUAUCAAUCAGAGCGUAUCAAGUAUUUAUUUGAAUCAUUUCGGUUGUCCUGAAGUUUAUAUAGAUCAAUUGAAUUCUGGUUUUAAUUUCUUCGUUCCACUAUUUCUUUCGAUUAUUUAUGUCGUCACUUUUGUUUUGAAUGUUGGAUAUAUUGUCGAAGAACGUGCAAAUAAAACCAAGGAAUAUUUACGAAUCUUCGGUCUUCGUACCUGGGUCAAUAAUCUUGUAUGGAUAACACGAUCAAUGUGUAUUUUUUUUGUAUUAACUUGCAUUGUAACUCUUCUGAGCAAAGUGGCUCUUAAAGGCACCAGUGGUGCAGGUGUUACCAAAUCUGUUUUUAAUACUAUGGAUUGGACAGUCGUGUGGACAGUCUUAUUUGUUUAUUCAAUUGAAGUAUCAGUGUUUGCUGUAUUUUUCGGGCAAUUUUUUAAAAGAACUCUAUUAUCAAAAUUGGUCGGCUUAGUUAUUUGGAUAAUAACAUUUAUUGAUUUUUAUUCGUCGGCACCAGUCGGCCUUCGAUAUUUUCUAUGUUUCCUUCCAAAUGCUGGCCUUUUAUUCUGUGUACAAGUUAUGCUACAGUACGAUCGGCGAGGCGGUGGUACGGCCUCUAUGGGAGAACUUUACACGAACAUCUUUGGAUACAAACUGUAUAUUGGCCUUUGUCUUCUGCUGAUGUUAAUCUACUCCGUCAUGUAUUUCUUUCUCGCUAUUUAUGUUGAACGUCUCAAUCCCGGUGAAUUCGGUGUUGCACAACGAUGGAAUUAUUUAUUUCAAAAAUCAUAUUGGAAGCCUUCAGCAGUAAGCCCAACUGAUAGUGAUAAUGAUUUCAGUAUAGUUAAUAAUGGUGUAUCAAAGGGAAGCAAUUCGAUGGAACUCGAACAGUUAGAAACGCGAAAAAGUCCAACAAUGAAAAUUAAUCAUUUAAAUAAAACAUUCGAUAAAUUUCAAGCCGUCUCGGAUCUUUCGCUUGAGUUCUUUGAAGGUGAAGUAUGCACAUUAUUGGGACACAACGGUGCAGGAAAAACAACCACAACAUUUAUUCUUGUUGGCAUGAUGAAACCAACCUCUGGCAGUGUAACUAUUAAAGGACUCGAUAAUCGAUUGCAGAUUGAAGAAGUUCGACAUCAUCUUGGCUUUUGUCCACAAUAUGAUAUUCUUUAUGAUGAGUUAUCUGUUGAAGAACAUUUAGAAUUAGUUGCACAGAUGCGUCAUAUGGAUGACGAAAAAAGGAAAGCGUCAAUUGAUACUAUUCUUCCGUUAAUUGGAUUAUCAAAUGAUCGAAACACAUUAUCGAAAGAUUUAUCAGGUGGAAUGAAACGUCGAUUGUCAAUUGGAAUCUCGUUAAUCAAUGAUCCAAAAGUUGUUAUUCUCGAUGAACCAACAAGUGGCAUUGAUCCGUACAAUCGGCGUCUAAUUUGGACUAUUAUAAGAAAAUUGAAGUUAACAGGAAAAUGCGUUUUAUUGACAACACAUUUUCUGGAAGAAGCUGAUGUUUUAUCCGAUCGUAUUGCUAUCAUGAGCCGAGGUCGAUUACAAACGAGUGGAACACCAGAUUAUCUUAAACAACGAACAGAUUUUGAAUAUCGAUUAUUAAUGGAUAAACAAGAUCAAUCUUCUAGCGAUCGCAUAACGCAAUUUAUUCAAGGAUACGUUGGUAGUGUUGUUCUAGAACGUGAGUCAGCUGCAGAACUUGUCUAUGGAAUAAAGCGUGGCGAAUCGGAAAAUAUUGAACGAUUAAUUAGUGGACUCGAUCAAAACAAAGACGCCAUUGGCAUUAAUUCCUAUGGCUUAUCAAUGACAACUAUUGAAGAUGUUUUUCUACGAUUAGUUCAAGAAGAGGAAGAAAAUGAACAAACGCAAGAAGGCAAUAAACGUCAGUUAGGCGAAGAAGUUUUUCGUAAACAAUAUCCACGUGUUCAUGGCAUCAGUCUAUUUUGGGCUCGUAUUCGAGCCUUAUUAAUCAAACGCUGGCACGUUUCUCGGCGACAGAUUAGUUUAUUCUUAGGUUUUUUUCUACUUACAAUCCUUCUCGAAAUUCUUAACGUUUCUGCUAUACCGACGCCACGAGAAAUUCAAAAUUCACUUACAACCUAUGCACGUAUUACCGAUGCUCAAGUAACAUUGAUUCCAUCGAUUUAUAAUACGCAAACUGUUGUUGCAUAUGCGAAUAGUAAUACAAAUAAUGUAGAAAGCAAUCUUAUUAGUUAUCUAUCUGGCACCGGUGUCACUGUUGAUGAAAUAUUUACCGAUACUGUACUUAGUUAUGUUACAGGAAGAUAUUAUCAAACUGAAGAUAUAUUCAUUAAUACAUACCAAUUAGGUUUAGCUGCCUAUAAUAACGGUACGUUGUUGUCACCGUCAUUACGAAUGAAUGCUUAUUAUUCAACAGUUAAUUUUCAUACGAUGCCAACAAGUUUAGGCGCUGCAGCAACAAAUCUUUUUCAAUUCUAUGCAAAUUCAUCAUCGAAAAGUAUUGUUACAAUCAAUCAACCCAUAAUAACAAAUCCAACAUCAACAUCGUAUCUUGCGCAAAUUAUAAAUGUUCUCUAUUGUUUCGAAGUAUUUCCAAUAUCAUUGUUUAGCUUGUUCAAUAGUAUUAUAGCAACAAUAUACAUUGCUAUUCUUCUAUUAACAUUAGUGACGGAGCGUAUUAGCAAUUCGAAAGAUCUUCAAUUGUUAACUAAUUUAAAAAGACAUGGCUAUUGGCUUGCACAUUGGAUCUUUGAUUUUUCGUUAUGUUUGAUUCUUAUUUCACUUUUAACAAUUAUUAUAAAAAUCGGCAGUGCAGCGAAUCCAAAAACUGAUGCUGAAGUACAUGUUUAUCAAAACUCAACAGCAACAGGCGUCUUUUUUCUAGUGUUUCUCAUGUAUACAUUAGCAUCGUUACCGUUCGUUUAUGUUUUUUCCUUUAUUCCAAAAUCAUCAAUUAUGGGCUUUUCAAAUUUUUUUAUCUUAAAUGUUAUUGGAUGUGUUAUUGAUGCCGUUAUUAGUUCGUUUCCUGUCUUCAUUAAAAAUAAUACACCAUCAGCAGGUCCUACCAGAAUCUAUUCGACAAUAUCGGUUGUUCGUUAUAUUGGUGCAGCUUUACUGCCAACAAUUAAUUUAAAACAAGCCAUUGCUAACAUUCAGUUACAUGAAAAUAGUGCAUGUAUAACUGCGUGGAAUUCACUGUUAGGCACUCAAUUAUCUUCAACUGGCUCAUUAAUGGCAACUAGUCAACCUGGUGUCGGAACACAAUUAAUUAUAUUUAUUGUACAAAUUGCAUUUUGGUUGGUGAUGUUAGCUGUGGUUGAACAUUGUUCAAGAGUCCGAAAAGCUCGGCAAGGAUGUUGUUGUGGACUAGGCUCAUCGAAUGCAAUGAUAUCUGAAGAAUGGGAUGAUUCAAAUUUAGACGAAGAUGUAAGACUAGAACGUCAAUUGAUUUUACACGAUAAUGCAAUAGCAAAAGAAUCUGUAAUUGUUGUUAAAGAUCUUGUCAAAGCAUUCAAUACUAAAAAGAAACAAUCGAAUGGUGAUCGAGUUUAUUUGGCAGUUAAUCAUUUAAAUUUUUAUGUACAAAAGCGAGCAUGUUUUGGUCUAUUGGGAGCAAAUGGAGCCGGAAAAACGACAACAUUUCGUAUGUUAAUUAAUGAUAUCAAAUCAACGUCUGGAAGCAUAAUUAUCAAUGGAAAAAAUAUCAGUAAAACGAAACGAGAUUUAGAACUUGGUUUCUGUCCACAGUUUGAUUGGCUUAUUUCUGAUCUUAGUGUUUUCGAAACAUUGAUGUUAUUUGCUAGAUUGAAAGGUGUAGAAGAAUCGGAAGUAUCAGAAAUGUGUUAUAACAUGAUGAAUAUCUUUGGUCUUGAAGCAUAUGAAAAUCGUCUAGUACAAAAACUCAGUGGUGGUAAUAAACGAAAAGUUAGUGCAGCUUUAGCAUUUAUGGCUAAUCCAGAAUUAGUCUUCUUAGAUGAGCCAACAACGGGUUUGGACGCAGCUGCUAAACGAAAAUUAUGGAAAGUAAUUCGAACUGCCCGUGAUGUUGGUUUGACAAUUAUUAUGACAAGUCAUAGUAUGGAAGAAUGUGAAGCUCUAUGUACUAAAAUCGGUAUUAUGAAUCAGGGUCAAUUUAUGUGUCUUGGAAAUCUGCAACAUUUAAGAACUCGUUUCGGUAAAGGUUACGCUGUCAAAAUAAAAGUAGCCGGGGAUAAUAUCGAGGGUGUUAAAGAGAAUUUAAUAUCAAGUUUACCAGGAAUUGAAGUACAAGAUCAAUAUAAUGAAAUGCUCUUCUGUAAUCUACCAUUGUCAUAUUCAUUAACGAAUGAAGCAAAUGCAAGCAGAUUACCGUAUAAUUUGGGACGUGUCUUUGAAGUCUUGAAUCAAAAGAAAGAACAAGGAAUAAUUGAAUCAUAUUCAGUAUCACAAACAACACUCGAACAAAUAUUCGUUCAACUUGCUGGCGAAGAUGAAGAAGCCAUACGUGAUAGAAGAGGAAAUAAUCAAAACGACGUUAUUUCUCCAGCGACAACUCCACUUUAA
This is a messenger RNA of Rotaria socialis, 5115 nucleotides long. NCBI's taxonomy places the organism in Eukaryota, Metazoa, Rotifera, Eurotatoria, Philodinida, Philodinidae. The record is from the annotation of a GenBank genome assembly.